GGGAUAAAUUGUGACAACUUGUGAACGUUGAGUUUUAUUUUUGUCCCCCACUGUACAUCUCACUUUUGAGAAGAAAUAGAAAUAUAUCUUACUGAACGCUUCUGUCAGCUCGGUAGAGAAAUCUAUCUGAAAUCCUGGAUAUGCAAUCUUUUUUUUUACUGUUGCGCCACCUGGCGAACAGUUCAAGCUAAACUGAACUGAGGAAAUAUUUGUCUGAAAAAAUUUGAAAUAUCUCACAGGAUAUUGCCUUUACUGAAACUGGAAAAUGGGUUGAGGCUGAUCAGUGCUUCAAAAUGCUACAUAAAAGAAAAGACUGAAUUAAACAUGAGGUAAAAAAUGAAAAUGGUUUAAUAAGCUAACAAUGGGAACUGGGAGCUCACUAUUCCAUCGCAAUGAUGAGGACGAUGUCCUGGGGAUGGAGUAUGACAGCAACAGCCAGGGAGUGAUUAAGAGAAUUCCAAUUGAAGUCAAACCAAGAGGAAAACUUGGAUUGCGUUCUGUCGGAUCAUUUGGUCGUAAGCCGAAAGGUGGAAGUUUGCGUUCAGCCCUGUCUGUGGACUUGGAGAACCCAGAGGCAGAGAAGAUACGCAAAGACUUUGAUAUGUACAGAAUGAAUAAGGAGAGUGAAAUACAGAAUAUGCAGAAGAAAGAGCAGAAAUUGGAAAUGGAAAAUAAACGUCUUCGUGGUGAACUUCAGGCUUUACAGAAAUCAUGUGGCAACCUGAGGCGGGAACGUGAUGCUGCUGUGGCUGCUGAACAAGAUGCUUUGGCCAGAGGCUCUGCAUUCAGGGAUGACAGAGAUAAAGUUCAGAGGCAGUUCAAGCUAUUUCGUGAGACCAAAGAACAUGAGAUUCAGAAUCUACUGAAGGCAAGGCGUCAACUAGAGACAAAGCUAUCUCGUCUCUCUCAGGGUAGUGUCAUUGAUGACCCAGAUUCAGUCUCUAGAACUGGAGUAGAUAUAAGUCUAGGUGGAGGUAACCCUGGAGAUUGGUGGACAGCAUUAGAGAGUGAACCAUCCCUUGGAAGUUCUACUCAGUUACACCAGCAAACUUAUAUGGGACCAGAGUUUGCUCAGAGUAUUGUAGAACUCAAUGGACCGUUCACAAAUGUAAAUAAAGAAGAUUGGCAUGCAGCUGCUGCAAGUCUGGCUCAAGUGGUGCCUGUAAUACCAGAGACAAUCACAUCUGCAGCUGUUAGAAUUUAUGUUGCAUUUGCCUCAGAUACUCAGGGUGAUGUAGAAUUUUUUCUAAAUACAAUUGGUCCAAAGCUGCAAGGUAUAUGUGAGGCCGAGGGGAGGUAUCUUCUUAUAAUACAUAUGCCAAUCACUAAAGAUCAGCAAUUACUCAAGAUGGCUGCCCAAUCGCGUAUUUCCCAGGCAGAGGGUGCAUCUAUAUUCCUUGGUAUUCUUGCUGAACAGACACAUAGGAGCACAAAUGAUGAAUUCAGUGCAGGUCACUUCAACAAUCCUGGGGCAAAACCCUGCCUAGUGGCAUUCCAUGCAAAACAACAUCAAUCAAGAUCACAAACUGCUGUCGAUAAAUUGAAAAAGAGGCUGCAGGACAGUCAUGGUGUUAAAAUAUUUGAAUACUCAUUGAGCCAAAAUCUCUGUGAUACUGUCUACUAUGAACUAGAAAAAAUAACAAAAAUUGAGUUGGGAAUCAACAUACAUGAAGAACAAGAGACUACAGGAUCAGACUCUGGAUACUCUGAGGCUGAGGCUGAUACUCUCUGUAUAGGAGGAUUGUGGGAUCUACAUGGUGAGAUUGAGCAGGCUGAAUCUCUAUUACACGCUGUCAGAUCUAGUUGUGAAUUAGGCUUUGAGAAGUAUUAUGAAAGGUUGAAUUGCCAUGUGGCAGCUGCUGGGCCUCUCUCCCCAUUAUUAAUCACAGGAGACCAGGGUUCUGGUAGAUCUCUUCUACUUGCUAAGUGGAUCCCCCUGUUCCAACACAGAGGAGGGGGGCUAGUGCUGUACCACUUUGUUGGAAUGCCAUCGUCUAGCAGUGCAGACCCUGUACUCAUGAUUAGGAGGUUCACAUCACAGUUGAUGCAGCAUGUGACAUCACCACCUGCUUUGACAUGUGACCCAGGGCGUCUCGUGGAUGAGUUCCCAAGGUGGCUAGAGAAGGUGUCCUCAAAGACGCCUGGUGGCAUUAUUCUGGUACUAGAUUCCAUUGACAGAUUCCAGCAAGCUGAGGUGCACUUGAAGUGGCUCCUGGACCCGCUCCCAGUGGACACCAGGGUCAUUGUGUCAGUGCAUAAACAGUCAUGUCCAAAAUCUUGGAGGUCUUGGCCUAGUAUUCACUUAGAGCCACUAAGCAACAAGAAUGUGCGAGAGCUACUGCAUGCUGAACUAGCUAGCUUAGAGACAUCUAUGAACAGAGAACAAGAAAGUCGUGUGUUGACCCACUGUCGUACAGCUGCAACAUGUAGCCCUCUCUAUGUUACUCUACUCUCAAGUGAUCUUGCUGGCUGUGGAAGCAAACAACUUGAGACUAAACUGGAUUGUUUAUUGGCUGCAGGGAAUACCUCAGAAUUGUACAAACUUGUAAUAGAUGGCAUCAUUGAAAUGUUUGAUGAUCAGAAUGUCGGGGAAAUUGUACAAAAAGUGUUGUUGUAUAUCAACUGUACGAGGAAUGGCUUGGGAGAAUGGGAGCUCAUGUCUCUUAUACCAGAGUUGACUUGGACUUUAUGGGCCCCUAUAUACAGCCUUCUUGAGGCCAGGCAUAUCCUAAAAACCAGUUCCUCGCUAAUAACAAUUUCUCAUGAAAUUGUACAAGAUUUAGUGGCUGAAAUGUUCUCUGACCAAGAUGAAGUUUUCACUGUGGCUAAAGGAGAUUUAAUAGCAUAUUUCUCACAGUUCCUCAUCCCUGGGAGUGUUACAUGCCGAGUGGCUGAUGAGUUACCUUGGCUCCUACACAGCAUAGGGGAUAAGGAGCAGUUGCAGGCCAUUAUCAACAAUUUGUGUAUUUUCCAAAGAUUGUAUGGAAGGGGCAGAUGUCGAGAGUUGAUUGGAUACUGGCAGUAUGUGGGAGCAGAUAAGAACAAGAUGGCACAGUCCUAUUUUGCUGCCACCAAGAAGAUGGAAGAAUUUGUAGGAGGAUUCAAUGGAAUGGUUACCCUCCCAAGAAUAGCUGAUAUGUAUGAGGCUUUAGGAAGAUUUCUCCGAGACUUAGGCCUGCUAGCUCAGGCUUCAACUCCACUACAGCGAGCCCUAGAAGUGAGGGAAACAGCUCUAGAUCCUGACCACCCAAGUGUAGCUCAAUCAUUGCAUCAAUUAGCAGGUCUGCAUGCACAAUGGAACAAGUUCAGUACAGCUGAGGCACUUUACAAGCAAGCAUUGGACAUAUAUGAGAGUGCAUUUGGCUCAAAUCAUCCUCUUGUUGCCAAAGAACUAGAUUCACUAGCUGUAUUGUUUCAGAAGCAGGACAAGCAUGAGCUGGCUGAACCUCUACAUAUGCGGGCAGUGGCAAUACGUAAGAAGACUGGAUUACCUAGAAUAGGCUCUGGUCAGUUAAAAGGAGUGGACACCAUACGCAGGCGUGUUCUCCAGCUUGAAGAACUCGCAUUAGGACCUGAUUCCCCAGACCAUGCACGCACUCUCAAUGAACUUGGAGUACUUAACUAUCUGCAGAACAAUCAAACAGUUGCUGAAUCAUUCUUCCAGAGAUCUCUAGCUAUGCGUGAGGCUGUUUUAGAAUCUGAUCACCCAGACCUCGCACAGUCUCUUAACAACCUAGCUGCUCUAUAUAAUGAUAGAAAGCAGUACAAUGAGGCAGCUCCAUUAUAUGAGCGAGCCUUGCUGAUUCGAAGGAAGGUACAGGAAGGUGUGGACUCGCACAGAUGUUUAAAGAACGUUACAUUUGACUUAAAUAUCACGUGCCAGGAAUGUAGUAGCAACCUUAACGACUUUGCUAAAAUAAAGAGACUGUAA
This is a messenger RNA of Owenia fusiformis, 3931 nucleotides long. NCBI's taxonomy places the organism in Eukaryota, Metazoa, Annelida, Polychaeta, Sabellida, Oweniidae. The record is from the annotation of a GenBank genome assembly.